Molecule: messenger RNA, 3274 nt
Organism: Conger conger (European conger)
Lineage: Eukaryota; Metazoa; Chordata; Actinopteri; Anguilliformes; Congridae
Gene: tmem51b
Product: transmembrane protein 51b
Exons: 3
Coding region: 174-1004 (276 amino acids)
Source: RefSeq, a predicted model, not a curated record
GGUAAAUGUAACUUUUAAUGAAUUGCACGUGCGCUUGUCCACUGCUGUUUUAAAGAAAACGUGGGAAGUCAGCAUUUGUAGAGUCGGAGGUCCUUUCUAAAUGAAAUUACCUGGUUAUUUGAGUGGAAGCAAUCUCAAGCGUAGGUACGUGGUGUGACCGAGAGGCUGAAGAGAUGUGCUCCAGCAGGGGGAUGUGUCGGGGGGAAGACCGCGGGUCGGGCAGCUCUGGUUCUGUGAGCAGCUCCGGGUCCCAGUACGCCCUGUGCGCGCUGGGCGUGGGGCUCAUCGCCCUGGGCAUUGUGAUGAUCGUGUGGACCAUGGUUCCCCGCCCGUCCCAGGGGGACAGCAACACUACGCAGUCCGAGGAUGACGAAACGGGAAAUGACCAACAGGGGAAGACCUCGUCGGUGGCCUUCGUCCUGGUAGGGGCGGGCGUGGCCAUGCUGCUCCUGGCCGUCUGCCUGAGCGUGAGGAACAAACGGCGGCACUCUGAGCGCAUGGCGCAGGGGACGGAGAAUGUGAACCGGGCGCAGGGGGAGCCGGGUGAAACGGAAGCGGACCCUCUGCCCAGCUACGACGUCCCCAGCUAUUACGACGCGGUGGGGAGCGGCCAGUACCCUGUCCGCCAGAGCAACCUGCGCAACAGCACCUCCCAGCUGCCCUCCUACGAGGACCUGCUGGAGGCCGUGGAGAACGAGGGGGCGCAGCCGGGGGCCGGCGCAGGGCGGGACCCGGCCCAGCCUGCCGCGGCCGCGGAGGCCCCCGCCCCCGCCCCCGCCCCCGAGGCCCGGGCCAACUCGCCCGCCCGCCACAGCACCCGCUCCGGGAAACUCCUCCGCCCCCUGCGCGUGCGCAGGAUCAAAUCCGACAAGCUGCACCUCAAGGACUUCCGGCUCAACCUGCGCAACCUUGGCCCGGUCACCCUGGAGCCCCUCACCCCCCCUCCGCAGUACGACGACCAGGCGCCCGAUUUCGGGGAGAACCUCCCUCCGGCGGAGGCGUGACACCGGAGGGCUCCCGUGUGGAAGGAACACUCCGGCCUGGUGGGGGCGCUGAAGAGUCUGGCGGCUGAGACCGCGGUGCCGAGCCUCCCGCGUUCUCGGCUCAGAGCACAGUAGUGGUGAGAGGUACUCUUAGAUACUUUUUUUUUUUUUUAGGUCCUGCAUCGAGGAGUAGUCAUUGAAAUCUGUGUACAGUGACCGAGGAACGGGUGUGUGAAGAGGUGCCGCCAUCCUUUACCAACCUGCUCUCUGCACUUGUGAUGGAGUCCUACUGGUGUUGUUCACCAAUAUAAUAUAUUUAUAACCAUCACAUUGACACCAUCACAUACUGCAUAUGGUCAGGUGGUUUGGUGCAGUUUCUCUGUAAACUGCAGAACACAGGCCUGUAUGCGCAGGUUUGUAAAAACAAAAAUUGAAAUAGAGUAUUGAUUGGGUUGUGUUAAGUGUAAUUUAAAUUUUAUACAAAUGAUUUAUUACUUACCCUUUUCUACAAUAGGAAUCCUCGAUAGGGGACUUUUAUUUUUAAUGAAACAAUAAAAUGAGUUGAUUUAAGCUGUUCUGUGGUUUUAUAUCCCAAUUCUACAUUAAUUGAUUUUCUAUUCCAAUAGAGAGGUGUGUAAACGCCUUGCUAUGCAUGUAGAAGCCUGGGAGAAAAAAACAAGCAAUAUUAAAAGGAUUACUGACCAUUUCAACUGCAAUGAUACAAAAUAAAAGCUUGGGGAUGGUUCACUUUCUGCAGUUGGCUUGAUAUUAAUUAAGUUUAGAUGUGUAUGUUUUUGAUUGGAGUUGUUUUCAGAAUCCUUCCUCAUGCAUGACAACUGCCUGGGUCGAUCAAAAACAUGCUCUAAACUGAAAUGUCGAAAAACUCAAAUGAAUCAUCCCUGUGAAAAUGCUGUUAGGGGUGAUCUCGAGUCUGGUAAAGUGGUAAACUGUUUGGGUUUAUAUUGGGUUAGAUGGUAAACUGUUUGGGUUUAUAUUGGGUUAGACAUUUCUAGUCCAAGCCUAGGCUCUAUCAUUCACCAAAUGUGACUUGGUGACUGCCAUCAACAGGAGCGUGUUACCACAUUACAUUCUUCAAGAUGGGGGGUGGGGGAGAAGGUUAAAAAAAAAAAACCUACACUAUGCACACAAUCACUUGAUCAAUUCACUGGCGAUAGAAGUGAAUGGUGACAUUUCCUACAUUGAACACAGCAAAAACUGGGAUCCGAGAUCUGUGUGCGCUUUGUUUGCAGAUCCUUCUUUACCUCUGCACUUUUGACAUCCUGAACAAUAUUUUUAAAUGUUUAAUUCCACAGACUAGCAAAAUAUCUUUCAAAUGACGGCUCAUGUAUGAAUGAAUAUUUGCAGUUUCCUCUUUGUCCCCACUACAGUUUAACCGCCAUAUGUCCGUCACAGUGGGCUUCUGCUGUCGGUCAUGGGCAGUGUCUGUGGGUUAGUUUCUGUAUUCAGGGGCAACAUUCUGUGCCUGUUGUCCAUGCCUUCCCAAAUGCAGGUAAUUGAUUGAUUUUUUUGCUUCAAAAAUGGUUUGUUGAUUUAACUGACAGGACUUAAGGAGAGUCGUUUGAAAACCUGUUUAAAAAAAAAAAAAAGAAGCAAAAUGGUAAUGAGCUAAACCCUGAGUUAACAUUAAACCAGAGGUAAAAAUCAGUGACGCAUGUACACUAUUUGUAAAUUCUAUAUUACCGUAACUAGCCUGACUGUAGAAUUGGUUUGUGCGAAAGCCAGCACACACAGGGGUUUGGAGAAACUCUACCAUGGUUAAUGUCUAAAGUGAGCUUCUGUUGUCUGUGUCUGCUCUGAUUCUAUGUUGGGCUUAGCUGAAACUUUAAAGCAUAAAAUGAAUAUCUUCUAUUGAAUUUUCAACUGUUAUCUUGUCACUUUUUAGAGAGAGAUUGUUGUGGGCUCAUUUUUGUAGUAAUAUGUUUGCAUGGAUUUCCUUUGUUGCAAACUUGUUAAGGGGGAGGGGGGCAGGGUUCAAACUGUACAAUUGUGUAAAUAUUUAUUUUUUUAUAUCCGUGUCUGAAAGAUUGGCCUCACUGCUGAAUGUUAAUGGGGCUUGGCUGGUGUCAUAAAGGUGGAAUGGAGACAUGGGAAUGGAGCAAUAUCAGUGUGAAAGGGGUUGAUGUCAUGUCUGUCCUACUGUAACUCUGGAGCUGUACAUUAGUAUUUUAAAAUACAAAUCCAAUUUGCUGUAAAUUUAUUUAUUUUUGAAAAUCCUUCAGUUGUUUACUUUCUAUCAUAGUUUUUGGGUGAAUUAAAACUUCUCUAAAUUA